This is a messenger RNA of Saimiri boliviensis boliviensis (Bolivian squirrel monkey), 1452 nucleotides long. RefSeq names its product tumor necrosis factor receptor superfamily member 10D. NCBI's taxonomy places the organism in Eukaryota, Metazoa, Chordata, Mammalia, Primates, Cebidae. Gene Ontology annotation, cellular component: plasma membrane; cell surface. Gene Ontology annotation, molecular function: TRAIL binding. The record is from RefSeq and is a predicted model, not a curated record.
CGCGGGCACGAGCUGCGGGGAGGAUUUCCGGACAAUUUGUGAUUGAUUUUGGGGCUUUUGACCCAAAGUUCGGGGGCGAAGAGCCUCCACCCUCCUCCUUCUCAUGGAACUUCGUGGACAGAGCGUCCCGGCUGCCUCGACGGCUCCAGCAGGGUGCGUCCCAGGACCCAGGACGGCGUCUGGAGCCAGGCUGUGGCUGCGGGACCCCAGGACCCUUCAGUUAGUCUUCGUCGUCGCAGUUCUGCUGCCGGGCCAAGUUGACUGUCCCAGCCCCCGGCAGGAUCAAGUUCCCCAGCUGACAGUGGCCCCACAGCAACAGAGGCACAGCCUCAAGGAGGAGGAGUGUCCAGCAGGAUCUCAUAGAUCAGAAUAUACUGGAUCCUGUAUCGGGUGCACAGAGGGUGUGGAUUAUACCAAUGUCUCCAACAAUUUGCCUUCUUGCCUCCCAUGUACAAUUUGUAAAUCAGAUGAAGAAGAGCUAAGUCCCUGCACCACAACCAGAGACACAGAGUGUCGGUGCAAGCCAGGAACUUUCCGGAAUGACAAUUCCACUGAGAUGUGCCGGAAGUGCCACACCGGGUGCCCCAGAGGGAUGGUCAAGGUCAGGGAUUGUACAUGCUGGAGUGACAUCAAGUGCGUUGAUGAAUCAGCUGCCAGUUCCACUGGGAAACCCCCAGCUGCGGAGGAGACAGUGACCUCCAGCCCAGGGACUCCUGCCUCUGUGUUUUACAUCCUACAGAUUGUCAUAGGGGUCAUAUCGUUUGUGUCUGUGGUUGCAUUUGUUUACAUUUUAUUUUGGAAGAAACUCACUUCUUUCCCGAAACUCAUCUGCUCAGGUGGUGGAGGGGACUCUGAAAGUGUUCACAGAGUCUUUUUCUGGCGUUUAUGUCCCUCACGAGGUCCUGGGGCUAAGGACAGUGCCUACAAUGAGACCCUGAGUAAUAGAGACUCACAGCCCACCCACGUCCCUGAGCAGGAAAUCGAAGGUCAGGAGCUGAGAGAAUCAGCAGGUGUGACUAUGCAGUCGCCAGAGGAGCCACAGCAUCUGCUGGGACAGGCAGAAGCCGAAGGGUGUCAGAGGAGGAGUCUGCAGGUUCCAGUGAAUGAUGCUGACCCUACUGAGAUCAACGUCUUGCUGGAUGCCUUGGUGACACCGGAAGAAGGACGUGCAAAGGAAAUAAUUCAGGACUAACUGGUGCGCGCCAAAAAACUUCUUGAUGAAGAAGGUGACGCAGGCUCUGCUACGUUCUGCCUGUGAAAGAAUCUCUUCAGGAAACCAGAGCUUCUCUGGUUUACCUUUUCUCUUAAAAAGGGAAGAAGCCUGGAAGAGACAGUCGAGUGCUUGACCCAUGCCUCAGCAAACUCUACUGUCUAAUAUGGUGCAGCUUACCUGAGGUCUUACCACUUUGUCAAUGCACUUGUAGUAAUUUUUUUUUUUUUUUGAGACAGAGU